This is a messenger RNA of Pyrenophora tritici-repentis Pt-1C-BFP, 3000 nucleotides long. The record is from RefSeq and is a predicted model, not a curated record. Lineage: Eukaryota; Fungi; Ascomycota; Dothideomycetes; Pleosporales; Pleosporaceae.
AUGGCCAAAAGACUACGACGACGGCCAUGCAGCCCUCUUAUCGGACCAGAGCCCCCCCUGGCAGCGGCUUCAGUCGCCUGCAGCCAGUGUGCAGCCUCUCCCACCGCUUUUCAUCAACUACUGCAAACGGCUCAGCCGCAGGAGCGCUGUGUGGGUCGCGCCAGGCUCGCCGAGCGGAUUGGCUGCAGCGGUCCCCUCGCAGAGGCGAAUUCGGCUACUGCGACCAAACGCGUCCAACCAUGCACACGUCCUAUUCGUGGAUAUGCCACGGCAAUGCUACGCCUAUCCACUUUCACUCGCGCACAAUGGGUGCAGGUGCGCGGCCAAAUUGCAAGCACGCCUGUUGUUGUCAGGUCAAGUCAGGACAGGUCGACAGAUGAGACCCUGGAAUGCGGGCCAUGCAGCGACCCCGGCGGCGCUUUUGGCUUGCUUGCUGCGAGCCGGAAUGAGGACAGCAGAGCCAGCGGUGACGUUAAGCAUGAACGUCUGCUGUGUCCCGUUACCGUGCAGCGAGAAGCGAGAAGGUUCCGAAAAGGCAGGCUUUCCUUUGAAUGCGCGCGUUUAUGGGCGUUGCCUGUCGCAAAUGCCACAUGUGCAAGUAGAGCCUGGCCGGACGGCAUCGAGUCCUGCCACGGGCCUGAACAAGUAGUAGUGCCCAUGGAUGAAUCCCGCGACGGCCCUCUACCGUGGCCAAGCCUAACCUUUGAGCUCCCGAUAGCGGUACCGACAAGGCCUCCGAUGGCUCAGGUACUCACAUCAGUCAUCCAAACGACAGGACCUCUUACAAUGCCCUACUCGCCGUCCGAUGCCUACAAAAACACGCCAAACCAGCCAAACCAGCCACAACCACGGGCCACGCAGAUGCCGCGCAACCAGCAGAAUGCAAACUCUGGAGGUACAGGAUACAGAGGGACUGCCGCUCCCAUAGCCCCGUAUGCCUUCAACAGCACGCCGCAGCUGCGCCAGGAGAACAGGUCUGUCUCUGCACCAACCCCUCAGGCCCUGCAGCAGCCCCCCAGCCACACCACCACCCAGUCCCGACUCGGACAUCCCUCCCACCCAUCCUCUUCUUCCGACUCCACAGUAUCCACUUCUGGUUCUUCCAAUCGCUCGUCGGGCGGUCCAACCAUGGGUGUAAAAGAUGAUAGUGACCUUAAGAAGCCCGUCGACAGUGUCGCGCCCUCAAUAUCCCUGUCCACUUCGAUACCAGACCUUUCGCUCUCAUUAGGCGGCGAUGCACCGACAAAGCCGUCGCCGGGCCGAUAUCGACGUGGCGCUGGGCGGACAGACUCGUCAAACAGUGUUCCCACAGGCGGCACUACUCCUACGCAGCGCUCUACGACGGCCGGAUCUUCGUACAUAACAACGUCGCAGUCUACGCCAAAUGGAACCUCAGGAGCCCCUGAGCUGUCACCGCCCUUCAGGCCAGGACAUAGUCGAGCGAACAGUGCAGACGAUACGCAAGUUAUUCGAUCAGGCGGUGUGGAUCCCGCUAAGCGAUACAGAAGACGAAGUUUCAAUGGACUGGAAGCAGAAAACGCAGCCCCAAGCAUUGUACCAUUGCAGGCUGCCUCGGCCACCGGCCAAAACACAAACUCGAGCACGAAUACCACCAGGCCUUCGAGCUCAAGUCGCACCGAAAGCCGCCCAGACUCGAAUCAAAGUCAUGAGAGACAGGGCAGCGCAGGCAGUGCUUCUUCGAACAACUCCUCAGCCCCCCAGUCUCGACCGGCUGCAAACACUCAACGAAGUUAUGCCUCCGUAGCUGGAGGAACUUCUUCCAAAGCACCUGAGUCGAACAGACGUCAAGCACCUUCCCCCUUGUCACAUCCCAUCUCUCCGUCAGAGCCCACGACCCCUGCAAAUGCUGUAGCAGCCAGUGCGGCUAUGCAACAUCUCAGUGCUGUGAAUGACAAGGACAAGGGUAUGAAGUCCCGUCUACGACGGGCAUUCUCUUUCGGCAGUGCCGCAGAGCUUCGACGAGCCUCCGCUGAGAAUAACAUUUCAGUCGAGCGUGCCAAGCUGAGGAAAGACAAAUACCAGAAUGACGAGGACGCUGAGCAAGCAGCUAUCAUUGCAAAGCAAGAGGCGGCAGGUAUUGGCGCUGGUAUCUACUCUGGUCAAGGUGGCAUAGGCUCAACUGACAAUCUGUCUAUACAGUCGGCUGCAUCGUCUGCCUCUGUUAUGCUUCGAAAGAUGGGUCAUGGUAUGAAGAAGGGUACCAAAUCUAUCAAGGGUCUAUUCCGACCAAAGUCUGUCAUUGGCGUACCUGCUGCAGAUGGACCCAUCACCAGGCCCAGCGUUGGCCAAGUUUCUCUAGUCACAGUUGAGGCAGAAAGACAAAAGGUCAAUGUCAACGCAGACCCCCACGAACAGACCAGGGGUGGUACUGGCUACCCCAGACUGGAACGCAACUCGAUUGAUGCAGGGCGAUCUGCAGAGAUUGUAAAUCCCUCCAACCCUGCGGCCGAAGCUGCAUCAAGAAAGAGCAUUGUAGGGUCCGACCGUGACCGUGCAGAGGUUCUCUCUUCGAUGAAGAAGGGUAUUUUGAAACGUAGGUUCCCUGCGGCCAUGGUACUGGCUGUUGCUAAUUGGUCUUCAGGUGCUGGUACAAACUCGGAUUCUGGUUCUCCUGUUCUUAAGCCUGUAGACACAGUUCCCAACGUAGGGUCAUCGAGAUCCAGCUCCCCCGAUACACCAAAGACGGAGGUUACGCAAUCCCGUAAUGAGGAUUACUUUGCAAAGCCACCGCGCAUUCACAACGGCAGCACGAGGAGUCUUCCUACUACGCCACAUGGCGGCAUGCGCAACAUCAGCUUCAGCCCACGCAUUCAGUUCCAUGACGCAUGGUCACCACAGGAUUACGAUCGCAGGGGUGACAUUGCAACGUGUAAUAGGCUUACACCGAUGCUUGCGCAACAGAUCAAAGAAGAACUGAACUCUUUCAAGAUGGAGAUGGAAGUUCACGAGCUCUCGAAACCACACACCCAUUUCUUCUAA